GAGGAGGAGGAGUGUUAAAGCUACAUACAGACCAAGAACAAGACCAUUAGUUGGGAAUUGUCUGUAUUUACGUGUGAAACAAUGAACGCCACAGAACGCGAAUGUCUGGAGCUACAGCUUCUGGAGAUGGAAAUGCUUUUCUCAAUGUUCCCCAACAAAGAGGAUAUUGUUCUGGAAGAUACCAGUUCUGUUUUACGUGUACAGAGGUAUUUAGAGGGGAUUUGUGAGUCACUUCCACCACGCCUUGAUUUCUCACUAUAUCUCAAAACUGAGGCUUCACCAAUUAAGUUACAGAUGCACGUGUCACUUCCUCAUAACUACCCCAAAGCUGAACCCCAGCUAUUUGUGAGAUACAGUGCACUGGACAGACAGCAACAAAACAUUCUGAACAAAUGCUUGGAAUCCUAUAUCAUGUCACUUGAUCGAGGAGAGCUCUGCAUCACUAAUGCUGCGCAGUGGUUGCAAGACAACAUCUCCUCUUAUGUGCAGAGCGCAAAGCCCAGUGAGGAAGCUGAGUCGCAUGUGGAUGAGAUUACAGACACCUUCCACAGAAUGUGGAUUUACAGCCACCACAUAUAUCGCCAAGAGUUAAGAAAAAAGAUCUUAGACUGCGCUAAGCAUCUAAACUUAACUGGAUUUUGCUUGACCGGGAAGCCUGGGGUGAUAUGUAUUGAAGGACUUAAAGGUCAAUGCGAAGAGUUCUGGCGUGACAUACGGUACCCAAACUGGAAACAUAUCUCAUGCAAACACACGGACAGUAAACAAGUAACUGGCAACCUUGAUGCCGUAAGACUGUUUAACUCAUUUGAGGAGUUACAGUUUGCCGCACAUGGGGAUUACGGGCUCCGCAAUGACUACCAUAUGGACUUGGGACAGUUUUUUGAAUACCUCAAACAACAUAAGAGUGAACAUAUAUUUCAGAUUCUAUUUGGCAUUGAGGGCAAAUCUUGAUGUAUUUACCAACAGAGAUAAAUGGUUGGAAUGAGUGAGUUUUUUGUGUAUUUUUUUUUUAUCAAUAUUGCUCCAUUGAAUCCUGUGAGCUGCAGAGAUGUAUACCUAUAUAUAGAUGUAGAUUUAGAUAUCACAUGCCGCAACAUGUUCUGGUCUCUCCAUGCCCAUUAUUAGUGGAGGUUAUGCUCACAGAUCCCGAUAAUGAUAUUGCAGUAAAGGAACUGAGGUAACAAAAAACAGCACAAAUGGGUCAAAAGAUAAUGCCUGGAAAUGUAACUCGCACCAAUAUCAGGCAGACUGAAACGUGUGUAUGGUGUUGCUGUCCCAGGGAAUGUUAACCUUAGACCUGCCAUUAAAAAUACGUAAUCAUGACAUAUGCAUAUAAUAAACCCAUUCUACCUCCUGUCUUGUGGCUGGCAUUCUACUAAGCACCAACACCACUAAUCCUAAGGACAACUGAUGUCACCUCAACACAAUUUUUUUAAUGUAAUAAUCUUUUCAUCAAGUUUUGAAAGGAAAUAGAUUCUGUGUUAAUUGAAGGAUAUGUAAGAAAAAAAAUCUCAUCCCUAUCGUAAUUCUAUGACAGGAUCCUUCAGCCAUAUACAUACACCUUGGGUCUAUAGUUGUCCUUGCUUCACUCCCUGCACAGUGCAGUGAAAGCAUCAGGCCAACUAACUGUCAGCAAUACAAACUUACAAAUUAAGCCCUGCUCUCAAAUUCCCACUACUCCUAGGCGGCUAUGAGUAUAGUAAAUAUCAGCCCCAAUACAUACAAUAAAAACCAAGGGAAAAAGUUACUUGCACAGUAUUCCAAUUCCCUAUGCACAUUUAAAUAACUGGAGGAUUUUUAGCAUACUUCAAUGGCCAUUAAAGUGUAAGCUCACUUGCCACGUCAAGGCAAAACCUCUUUGGUGAGUCCUACACUAACAAUUCACCUUGCUGUUUCAGCCGAAAGGCAACAUCUCCAAUGAGACA
This is a messenger RNA of Pelobates fuscus (common spadefoot toad), 1925 nucleotides long. It is a transcript of the gene RWDD2A, whose product is annotated as RWD domain containing 2A. The record is from RefSeq and is a predicted model, not a curated record. The transcript is spliced from 3 exons. Lineage: Eukaryota; Metazoa; Chordata; Amphibia; Anura; Pelobatidae. Gene Ontology annotation, molecular function: protein binding. The coding region runs from base 82 to 951 and encodes 289 amino acids.